Aspergillus tanneri is the source of this 840-nucleotide messenger RNA. RefSeq names its product HpcH/HpaI aldolase family protein. The record is from RefSeq and is a predicted model, not a curated record. Gene Ontology annotation, molecular function: aldehyde-lyase activity. Gene Ontology annotation, cellular component: cytoplasm. Bases 1 to 840 code for a protein of 279 amino acids. Lineage: Eukaryota; Fungi; Ascomycota; Eurotiomycetes; Eurotiales; Aspergillaceae. The transcript has 4 exons.
AUGGAAUACAAGUGCUUCGGAUCUCUGCUCAUCACUAUCUUUCAUCUUGAUCACAAGUUCCCACGAAAUGACUCUACACAGUACCAGGAUGGAGCGGCCGGCUGGCAUUUACAAACUGUCAAAAGGCAUUGGGCGUCAAGGCUUUUCCCUCGGUCGAUCUCGUGCUUAGUUAUUGCCCGCGACGCGGGAUACGAUGUCCUUUUCAUUGACCUUGAACACAGCCAAAUUUCUCUCGAAUGCGCAUCUCACAUAUGCAAAGUGGCAAAAUUGGCCGGGUUGCUCCCGCUUGUUCGCAUCCCCGAUGAAUCUGGGGAUGGUUUUGUUCAGCGCGUCCUUGAUGGAGGUGCCAAGGGAGUAAUCUUCCCCCCCAUAUUUGUAAUGCAGGGAACCCGUUCGAUUACCCCCUCGCUUCUUCCGGGUGGCGGGCAGGGUUUGACUCCAGAUAAUAUAGGGAAGCUUCUGGAGAAGGACGAAGCAUUCGCAAUUGCCAUGAUCGAGAAUAAGGAAGCACUUGACAAUAUCGACGAGAUCGCAUCUGUUCCUGGAUUGGAUUUAAUGCUGGUCGGGUCCAUGGAUAUGACCGCUGACCUGGGUAUCCUAGGGCAGUGGGACAACCCAUUGUACCAGACUGUUCUGCAGGACGUCUCUGCCGCUGCUCAGAGAAAUGGAAAGCUGUGGGGAAUGUCGGGACUAUUCGGCAGACCGGAUAAAUUUAAGGAUCCAAUUCAAAGACUUGGGGUAAACCUUGUUGUCGGCGCGAUAGACCGAGGUCUCGUUUUGAAUGGCGCCAAGGCAAAUGUGGAAGUAUUAAGACGCAGUGAAGCCAAUUCAAACGACUAA